CACUUUUACCAAAACCUCAGUCUCCUCCUCCACCCAUGGCCUUGAUCUCUCUUUUCGCCAUAGCCAUCAUCAUUAUCUUCCUCUCUUACAAGCUCUAUCAAUGGCUAAGAUUUAAGCUUCCACCAGGCCCACUACCGUGGCCAAUCGUCGGCAACCUUUACCAUAUCAAGCCGGUUAGAUUCCGGUGUUUCGCGGAGUGGGCAGAGGUUUAUGGACCAAUCUUAUCGGUUUGGAUUGGUUCAAACUUAAAUGUGGUAGUCUCAAAUUCAGAAUUGGCUAAGGAGGUGCUCAAGGAGAAAGAUCAACAGUUAGCAGAUAGGCACAGGACUAGAUCUUCUGCAAAGUUUAGUAGAGAUGGACAGGAUUUGAUAUGGGCUGAUUAUGGGUCUCACUAUGUUAAAGUCAGGAAGGUCUGCACUCUUGAGCUAUUCACUCCUAAGAAGCUUGAAGGUCUUAGACCCAUUAGAGAAGAUGAAGUCACAGACCUUGUUGAAUCCAUCUUCAAAGACUGUACCACUCCUGGUAACCUUGGGAAGAGUUUGGUUGUUAAGAAAUACUUAGGUACGGUAGCAUUUAACAAUAUAACGAGGCUUGCUUUAGGAAAGUGUUUUGUGAAUUCGGAAGGCAUUAUGGAUAAGCAAGGUUUGGAGUUGAAGGAAAUAUUGUCUAGUGGAGUAAAGAUAGGAGGCUCACUUGCCAUUGCAGAACACAUCCCAUGGCUAACAUGGCUUUGCCCUCAAGAUGAAGAGGCAUUUGCUAAGCGUGAAGCUCGAAGAGAUCGACUUACUCAAGCCAUCAUGGAAGAGCACACGGCUGCCCGCAACAAAAGUGGCGACACAAAGCAACAUUUUGUUGAUGCACUUCUCACUCUUCAGGACAAAUACGACCUCAGCGAGGACACCAUCAUCGGUCUUCUAUGGGAUAUGAUUACUGCAGGCACGGACACCACUGCAAUCUCAGUUGAAUGGGCCUUGGCAGAACUAAUCAAGAACCCAAGGGUCCAAGAGAAGGCCCAAGAGGAGCUUGAUCGGGUUAUCGGAAUGGAGCGGGUGAUGACAGAAUCCGACUUCUCCAGCCUCCCUUACCUCCAAUGUGUGGUCAAGGAGGCUCUAAGGUUGCAUCCUCCAACUCCAUUAAUGCUUCCCCACAAAGCCAAUGCCCAUGUCAAGAUAGGUGGCUACGAUAUCCCCAAAGGAACUAUCAUCCAUGUUAAUGUGUGGGCCGUUGCUCGAGACCCGACCGUAUGGAAGGAUCCAUUGAAGUUCUGGCCGGAGCGAUUCCUUGAGGAGGAUGUUGACAUGAAGGGUCAUGAUUUCCGGCUACUACCAUUUGGAGCGGGUCGACGGGUCUGUCCUGGAGCACAAUUGGGCAUAAAUCUAGUAACAUCUAUGUUGGGUCACUUAUUGCACCAUUUCCAUUGGGCUCCUCCCAAUGGGGUUAACCCAGAGGAUAUCGACAUGUCGGAGAACCCGGGUUUGGUUUCUUACAUGAGGACCCCCUUACAAGUUGUCCCUGUGCCCAGGUUGCCAGCACACCUGUACAAACAUGUGGCUGUCGAUAAUGGAAUCUGGUAACUUUGGCUCUAAACUUUCGACCUAAGAUUUCAAUUCUUCCAUGUUUCACAAGUCGAAUCAAUAGAUCAUCUUGUUUUUUUCGAACUAAUAAAUCUUUAUUAGGCUUAUGAAUCUUCUUGUAAUAAUUUUGAGCUCUUCUUCAAAAAGAAUAUAACAAUGUGUUUUAGAGUGUGAGAGGAAGAGCACAAAAGUAAUUAGAUUGUGAAAGUGAUAAUGUUUUAGAUAUUUUUUAAGUAAGCUUCCUCG
Macadamia integrifolia is the source of this 1820-nucleotide messenger RNA. RefSeq names its product cytochrome P450 98A2-like. The record is from RefSeq and is a predicted model, not a curated record. The coding region runs from base 36 to 1574 and encodes 512 amino acids. Lineage: Eukaryota; Viridiplantae; Streptophyta; Magnoliopsida; Proteales; Proteaceae. The transcript has 3 exons. Gene Ontology annotation, molecular function: monooxygenase activity; heme binding; iron ion binding.